Dromiciops gliroides (monito del monte) is the source of this 3387-nucleotide messenger RNA. RefSeq names its product neutrophil collagenase-like. Lineage: Eukaryota; Metazoa; Chordata; Mammalia; Microbiotheria; Microbiotheriidae. Gene Ontology annotation, biological process: proteolysis; collagen catabolic process; extracellular matrix organization. Gene Ontology annotation, molecular function: metalloendopeptidase activity; zinc ion binding. The record is from RefSeq and is a predicted model, not a curated record. Gene Ontology annotation, cellular component: extracellular matrix. The transcript has 10 exons. The coding region runs from base 77 to 1501 and encodes 474 amino acids.
AGGAGUCAGCAGAGGAGGUCCUCACUCAGAAGCCUGAUUUCCCUAGUGAGGAACGGAGUUUUGCUGGGAGAAAGGAAUGGAAGUCACGCCAAAUAUGAAAAAGGCCCUUCUGUCUCUCCUCUUACUUCACACACAACUCUCAGGUACUUUUCCUGUAUCUCCUAAAAGCCUUGAGGAGAAAAAAAUGGAAAUUGUUCAGAGUUAUCUGGAAAACUUUUAUGAUAUGCCAAAAAGUGGAAGUAAAAUAAAACGGCACAAGAAUAGUACUCAGUUGGUUAAGAAGCUUAAAGAAAUGCAGAAAUUCUUUGGAUUGGAGGAGACUGGACAACCAGAUGAGGAAACUAUGGAAAUUAUGGAAAUUCCCCGAUGCGGGGUUCCUGAUGUGUCUGAAUAUAAGCUGACUGAAGGAAAUCCAAAGUGGCAAAAGAAUGAGAUUACGUACAGCAUUAUAACCUACACAACAGAUAUGGCAAAAGCUGAUGUGGAUUCAGCAAUUGCAAAAGCCAUAAACAUCUGGAGUGGUCCAUCACCUCUGAAGUUCACCAGGAUCAAUAAUGGUGAAGCCGACAUAAAGAUCUCUUUUGCCAGGAGAGGUCAUGGUGACAACUCACCCUUUGAUGGUGAGAAUGGAGUCCUUGCACAUGCAUAUCAACCAGGCCAGGGAAUUGGAGGAGAUGCUCAUUUUGAUGAAGAUGAAACUUGGACUAUGAGCUCCAGGGGUUACAAUUUAUUCCUUGUUGCUGCUCAUGAAUUUGGCCAUUCAUUGGGCCUUUCUCAUUCCACUGAUCCUGGUGCCUUGAUGUUCCCCACCUAUUCCUUCUCUGAACCCAGCACUUAUGCCCUACCUCAGGAUGACAUUAAUGGAAUUCAGUUUCUCUAUGGUCGUUCAAGUAAUCCUAUCAACCCUACUGGACCCACAACACCAGGAACCUGUGACCCACAAUUGACUUUUGAUGCAAUCACCACUCUCCGUGGAGAACUCAUAGCCUUUAAAGACAAGUAUUUUUGGCGAAAGCACCCCCAACUACCAAGGCCUGAACUCCAUACAAUUUCCUUAUUCUGGCCAUCAUUACCAUCUGGGAUACAAGCUGCUUAUGAGGAUGUUGAAAAUGAUUUAGUUUUUCUAUUUAAAGGUAACCAAUACUGGACUCUACAUGGCUAUGAAAUCAGGUCUGGUUUCCCCCAAGAUAUCUCUAACUUUGGCUUCCCGAGAACCGUUCAAGCCAUUGAUGCAGCUGUUUCAUAUAGUGACUACAAAAAAACAUACUUCUUUGUAAAGAACCAAUACUGGAGAUAUGACAAUCAAAGACAUGCCAUGGAUCCUGGUUAUCCUAAAAAUAUAGCAGAUAAAUUUCAAGGAUUGACAAACACUGUGGAUGCUGUUUUCCAGAAAAAUAACUAUUUCUACUUCUUUAGUGGACCAACAUACUAUAAAUUUGAUCUCCGUACUAAAAGAAUUGUUGCUAUUGGAAGAAGCAACCGCUUGUUAAACUGUAGAUAGGAUAUGAGUAAAAUGUAAACCAGAAAUAAGGUGUCUUUUAGUGGUAUCAACAAAUGUUUUUUUAAAAAUCUGUCAGUUAAGAUCCAAUAUUUAAGGGUUUUUUCACACUUUUGUCAACUAUUGUUAUUGUCCUCUGCCAUCUUUCCAGUUAUUGUGCAUGUUAGUAAAAUAAGUUCAAAUUUCAAUUGUAAGGAAUGAGAUUUAAUCAUUACUUUUCUAUCCUGGCCCAAUUGUAAUCAGGGCACAUACUCUUUAACAAGUGAUCCUUGCUCAGAAUAGUCCUCCAGUGAGUCCUUGUUUAUACACAUUCUUUGUCAUUUUGCUAAAUAAUUAUCUGAUCCUUAAGAUACUUGACACCCACAAAUCCCUUUUACAUAUAAAAGAGCUGAGUCAGGGCAGGUAGGUGGUGCAGUGGAUAAAGAACUGGCCCUGGAUUCAGGAGGACCUGAGUUCAAAUCCAACCUCAGACACAUGACACUUACUAGCUGUGUGACCCUGGGCAAGUCACUUAACCCUCAUUGCCCUGCAAAAAGAAAAAAAAAAAGAAUUAAAAAGAAAAACUAGCUGAGUCAAAAAGUUCCAUUCUUGGCUCUGGUAUUUAUUAGCUAUGUGACUAAGAACAAUCAAAUUUAUACUUUCUGAGCUUUAAAUAACUCUCUAGGACCCUAAGCUAUAAAUUACAUGAAAUCUUCUCCAGAGCAAGAAGUUCCUACACAGAGGAAAUCAGAGGUUCUUGAUAUAUUGAUUUUCUGGACUUGAUGCCCAGGCACUUGGUGCUCUGUGUUGUUUGAGAGAGGAAGUUGUUGCAAGUUAUGGCCAUGGUCCCAUGGCAUCAUGGGAGAUUCAGUGCCAUUUUCCCUGGUAUAGUCUUCCACAAUUAAGGGGGUUGAUUUUCAUGACUCCCUUAAAUCUAGGUAGAGUUGGUGAGGAAAAAAAAUUGCUGAGGGCAGAGGAAAAAUGAAAUCUUGAGGACAGGGUCUAACCUAGUUUGUAAGGAAAACCAAGGCUUAUAAUGAAAAUCCAAAUCACUUCUUCCUUUUCUUUUUUACCAUGCUUUUAACUGUAACUUGCUGUGUUUCUUGUAGUUAGUUGUAUUCAUUGUUGCUGCUUUUGUUGUUUGUCCUAAUUCUCAGGAAGUCACCCAUGAUGUACAAAAAGGAUUUAUUAUAUAAACAGAAUGUUUUGAGGCACACAGUAAUGUAUAAUAAAAGUUGGUUGAAUUUAUUAAACUACACUUUAACUCAUGAAUUUAUUAUUGACUCUUUUUUUGAAAACAUUAUCUCAUGUAAUCUAGGAUUUAGAAAUAAUGUUCAAACCUCAAAUGUCUCACAACUCUUUAAUUUUAAUUGUUUGAAUAUAAUAAUUAACCUGUUUCAAAUUAAUGAUGAUUGAGUAGAAUUUUAAAUAUCUCUGACCAUCCAUCUUUUCAUAUAUAUUUCAUGUUUCUGAGUUUUUCAAUGAGUAAAUGAUCAAUUUAUUAGUUUUUCUCUUUAUUUCUAUUCAAAAUUUGAAAUUGAUUUCAAAACCAAAUAUUGAUUCAAAUCAUGACUAAUUUAUAUUUUAUAUGUAUUUUCAUCAGAAUAUUAGCAUAAUAUUUAAGGGGAUCUUAUUGGGUUAAUGAGAAUUAUAGGAUAUCUGGUUAUCCUUUCUGUUGUCUAGAUUUAGGAAAAUGCCAAAAGUAAGGCUGUGAGAACUCAUUAUGAGCAAUGUGAAUGUUGUCCCAGAAAGGGAUUUCAGAGCUCAGUUGAGUCUCCUUCCCUGGUGGCAACCUAUGGCUUUUAAAUUUUUUUUAAAUGAUAAAUAUAUUUAUUUAUAGUUUUGAGUUCCAAAUUUUAUCUCUCCUCUCACCCCUCCCUGAGGUGGCAAGCAAUCAGAUAUGGGCUAUA